AUGCUGCAGGUGGCUCUGUCCGCGGGGCUCGACUGCCUGCAGGCCGGGGACAGCUGCUCCAGCGACGACAGCUGCAGCCCCAGGCUUCGAACCCUGCGCCAGUGCGUGGCGGGUGACGGCAGCAUGAAGCUGGGACCCGGCGCCCGCAACCAGUGCACCAACGCCGUGAACGCCCUGCUCUCCAGCCCGCUGCACGGCUGCCAGUGCAAACGCGGCAUGAAGAGGGAGAAGAACUGCUUGAGCAUCUACUGGAGCCUGCACCAGUCCGUCCUGCACGGACUGAACUUGGUGGAGAACUUCCCGUAUGAGGCGGUGGAGAAGGACUACGACUAUGUUCGUCUCGCCUCCAUCGCAGCUGGUUCGGAGGUCGGUGUGUCCACGGUGAACCGGUGCCUGGAUGCGGCCAAGGCGUGCAACGUGGACGAGACGUGCCAGAAACUGCGGACGGAAUACGUGUCUGCGUGCAUCAAGCCCUCGGCCCGGGCCGGAACCUGCAACCGACCCAAGUGCCACAAGGCACUGCGCAAGUUCUUCGACCGCGUGCCCCCCGAGUACACCCACGAGCUGCUCUUCUGCCCCUGCACGGACACGGCGUGUGCGGAGCGCCGCCGGCAGACCGUGGUGCCCGCCUGCUCCUACGAGGACAAGGAGAAGCCGAACUGCCUGGCGCAGCUGCGCACGUGUAAGGCCGACUACGUGUGCAGGUCACGCCUGGCUCAGUUCCAGUACGACUGCCAACCCUCGGAGCAGACGGCCAGCGGCUGCAAACAGGACAGCUACGGAGCCUGUCUGCUGGCCUACACCGGUCUCAUCGGCAGCACCAUCACCCCAAACUAUGUGGACAACUCCACGUCCAGCGUGUCCCCCUGGUGCUCCUGCUCCGCCAGCGGCAACCAGCGAGAGCAGUGCGUCGAGUUCCUUAACUACUUCACGGACAACGUCUGCCUGAAAAAUGCGAUUCUGGCCUUUGGAAAUGGGACGGACCUGAACUCCACUCCGAACCAGCUGGGACAACCGAACCCGGUAACAGACAGCGAGGACCCAGCCACCACUCCGCCUCUUGUCAUGGAGACAGAGCAGAACCUCCUCAGCAUUCUGAUACCCUCACAGGCUACCGAAAAGGACAAGCUAUGGCAAGACUCCACGGUCCCGUCCCAUGGGCUCUCCAGCCGGGGCAGCGCUGUUACACCCCUGGGUGCCUGGACCUGCCUCCUGCUCGUCGGACUGCUCGGCUCUGUUCACUAGAGGGUGCCACCACUCUUGGAACCACGAGGGGCUGGGCGGUGGAGGGCGAUAAUUUGGUGUAUAGGGGAAGCGAGGGCCACCGCCCUCCCCGCUCACUACUUACAGUAAUCUCUUUUGUUAUCUUUAAUCUUUCGAGGUCGAGUUGCUAUUGAAAGUCCUUGAUGGCGACAGGGGUUUCAAGGGGCACACCCAUUCCCACAGACACGUCCCACCAUGUACAGUUCAACUGGGAGGAGGUUAGGGGAGGGAGUGGCCCGCAAGCCCCUUCUCGUGGGUCGGCCUUGCAUUUUAUUGUCUUGUAUAUUUCACUCUUUCCGAAGAGGACAUUCCAACACGUCUCCAUUUGUCGAGAAGAUUUCUUUCAGGCACUGCCAUCCAGAAGCGUCCUCGGGCGUCCGUGUUGUGAUUCACGCCAUUCUCGGUCAUUGCAAACGAAGUGUUCCGGUAUCCGAACCAACGCCGAUGCGUGCGAUCGGACGGAGGAGCGCGCGCAGUUCUGAGCUCAGAUACUUUUUAUUCGUUAUUUUGUAUGAUGCCUGUUGGGUCAAUCUUGCCGGGACGCGUCUCGCUGCUGCUCCGCUGGCCGCGACUCACCGGGGACUCUGGAGUGGCCGAGCGAGUCCGGACCAAUGUGAAAUAGCUAUCCCCAGUGCGGUGUGCCAACAUAGUGUUCACAUGUCCCCCUGACGGUCCGAAAUGCGGAGCAGUCACCCUCACCAGUCCCAUUACCCACCAAACGGGAAGCCCCCAUACGUUUAUUUCUCCUUCCCAAGACCCCUGUGACACUCACGACCAAGCCAUGGAGUGACCGUGUCCUUGUCUCAUCUUGUACAGUGCCACACAACCUGUGUUGCAGGGGGGCUGGUGGGAGGGCGAUGCCGAGGGGGUGAAGGGGCAGGGCGGUUGGGGCUUAGCACCCGGGGUUUGCAGCUGAGGACGUGCCCCAUCGCACACAUGGACUGUGGCUU
This is a messenger RNA of Scleropages formosus (Asian bonytongue), 2213 nucleotides long. Its product is annotated as GDNF family receptor alpha-4-like. Gene Ontology annotation, cellular component: signaling receptor complex; external side of plasma membrane. The coding region runs from base 1 to 1245 and encodes 414 amino acids. Gene Ontology annotation, molecular function: signaling receptor activity. NCBI's taxonomy places the organism in Eukaryota, Metazoa, Chordata, Actinopteri, Osteoglossiformes, Osteoglossidae. The transcript is spliced from 7 exons. Gene Ontology annotation, biological process: nervous system development. The record is from RefSeq and is a predicted model, not a curated record.